CGAGGGGAGAGAUGGCGCCCGCUGCAGGAAGCGCCUUUGUCCUGCCGGGGCCAGGCGGGCCCUUCUCCUUCCCUUCCCCUCCCCACCCCUCCCGCCGCCGCCCUUUUGCUUUCGCUUUACCGCCAGCCGCCAGCCGGCGCGGCCAUGGAGAACGGCGCCGUCUACAACGAGACCACUGAGCCUCAGGCCAAGCCGCCCCGCCGCCCCUUCGGCUGCACCCUGCAGCACCUGCGCGGGUGGCGGCUGCCGACCAAAGCGUUCCAAGCGAUUCUCUCUCUUCUGGCUGUUAUUUUUGAAGAAAUUGUGGAGGAUUGUAUCAAGUGUGGUGGACUUUACUUCUUUGAAUUCAUAAGCUGGAGUGCCUUUCUUUUGAGCCUAUUCAUCCUGUGUGUGUAUUGCACUGAUGUAUAUGAAACAUUUGGAGAAGAUAAAGCACAGAGAGUGAAUUUUUGGGCCAUGUCAGCCAUAGGUGUCUUUUUUCUGAUAGCGUCAAUAGUGUUUGUUGUGACCAACUCUGGGUCUGCUCUGGAAAAAGCUGCAUGUGCAUUUGGAUUUCUUGCAAGUUUUGCAUUUUUAGCUGAAGUUAUUACAGAGCAUUUUCACAGUCAGAAACAAAACAUCAAUGGACACACUGAAAAUCCUGGCAACACUCAGAGUGCCACAGAAAAUCAGCCCCUGAAUAAACAAAGCUAACUUUCUGCAGUUCUUUUUCUUUUUUUUUUCUUAAUGGAGCAAACUAAAACAAACUUUUCAGCGCACCGUAGGUAACAACUUCUGUCUCUUCACUCUAAUCAAUUUUGUAUCACAAAUUUUUAUAGAUCCUUAGAUCAAGUAAUGGCACCUUGAGCAUCAUGUUCUAAGGUAACUGGUCGUGCUUAAUAACUGGUCUUGCCACCUGUCCAAGUGACAUCCACUAAAACACUUGUGUCUAAAUAGAAUAACUUAAGGACAAGAGGGUGCUGAUUUGAUUUUGACAGAGGUGACUAAUAAAGGUUAACGUGUAAUGCUUAAAUUUUGAGCUAUACCCUAAAGAUAUUUUCUGUAUAAAUGGACCAGAUACUUCUGUUACAAGUUAUAAAUUAGCUCAGCAGAAUUCAUUCUUGUACUUAAUGGUCAAACUGUGAAUGUAAAAGGGAUGCCUAACUGGGGCCUUACAGAAAUGCUUGUCCUUACAUAGAGGGCUUUGUUUUGGUUUUACUAUUCAUGUGUCUCAGAUCUGUCUCUGGAGAUCAGUUCAAUGGGAUAGUGAGUGUAGGGGUUUUAUGGGGUGUGUAACAGUCUAUUAAGAAGAGAGUUUUUCACCCCAUAAUUGUCAAAGUUUGGACUUGCAUGCCAGAAUCUUAUUUCAGAUUGUUUCAAGCUCUAUAAAGGUCACGAAAAGAAACUUGAGAAGCCAGCUGUGAGAGGAAAAAGAUUAAGAAUAAAUCUUUUCAAAAAGUCAUCUCAAAAGUAGCAAUUGAACAUCAAUGGGGAGAACAUUAAAGCAUGUUGGUACUAUCCUGGUGAAUAUUCCUCUCAAUGUUAAUACUGUAUGGAGCUUGCUUAUGCAUAGUUAACAGUAAUUUUUGCCAGAAUGGUUAUGGACCCCACCAUUUUCUGGUUUUUUUUUAAUAAAUAUGGCACUAGCGUGAGAUGUCUUGCUACUGACUAGCUCAGUUGGUAAACAGGUAAAUAAGUACUUGUACCCUUUGUCUUAAAAGCAACCAGCUGUAGGACUGCAAGAAACGCUACUGAUGCAAUGCACAUCAGACAGGCGACAGACGUAUCAGGCCAGAUGUUGAUGGUUGUAAAAUAAAUGGAGCCAUGAAAAAGCAUUUUUCAGAUGUCUGAGGUAGAAACAAGACUGCUAGACCUCGCUUAAGAGGAAAGCUUUUAAAGGCAGAGCAAAUUGCUGUAAGCCAGGAGAUGCUCCAAAAUACCAAAGCAAAUGAGAAAAAAGCUGAUUAUGCAAAAACAAUUCUUGUUUGAGUGCUUAUGACAUUUUCUGUGUCUUCCAGGCAUUAAUUCCAUUUCAUCAAUACCCUACUCUGACAGAUUUAUAGUCCUGUAACCUGUUGUGGCAGCAUUGAGACUAAGCCCUUCAGAAAUUGGCUGAGCAAGCCAUAUUUGAAAACAGAUGAGGAAGCUGUUGUAAGACAAAGGACUGUAACAGAAGGUCAAAGUUCUUUAUUUCCAGUGCUGCCACUUUCUGGUGAAUGUGAGUUUGUGAUUUUCUCUCUCUAAGCUCUGAGACUUAAGCCUAACACUACACUUUGCUUGGAGGAUAUAAAAUUUUGACAGGUGACAUGAAGCAUCAGGUUUAAGCUGUAUCUCCGUUUCAGAGCCAUGCAUAAAAGCCAUAAUUUCCUUCAUCAAAUUUCCUGCUUUGCGAAGAAAUGCUCUUUGAACUGGCUUUUUUGUAUUUAUUAGUGUCCAUUUGCAAUAAAACCUGAUCUCAGUCUACAUGUACAGAGCUUGCUGUAGCUGUCUCUGAAAACUGGGUAGAUUAGAGAUGUUUUGUUUACAAGCAGUGUUACUGGUGAUAUGAAACUUGCCAUCUCCCUGCUGUGAUUUGCAAUGUCUUACUUUGGGAAUUGUGCCCAUAUCUAUGAUGAACAUUCUAAGGGUGUUUUUUUUGUUGUUGUUUUUUUGUUGCCCAGGAUUCUACUGAAUUUGUUUUCACAUCAAAAUGUCUGUAGUCUCUAAAUCUUGGUCUAUAAUUAAAAGCUGUAAAUAUAGUGUAGGAGUAACAAUGUGCUGCUGGUAUUUAUUAAGCAAUGCAGCACCAUGAUGGCACUUUUCUCUUGAGAUGAUUUUUCGUGUAAUUUUUUUCAGUUUGAAAAUGCAUGAAGAGAGUUCUGGGUUUUGGUUGCUUUUUCUAUAGACUUUUCGCCACCUAAGUGCUUUGCUCUUGGUGUCCAUUCCUGUAACUGAAAAGAAUCUGUAAUGUCAUCUCUCUGCCUUGACCUCCCUAUCUAUGAUACCUACUACUGAUACUUCACAGAGAAACUGAAAUACAGAGCAAGUUAUUUUUAUGAAAAGGUGUCACAAGGAGUUGGUGUCAGAAGAAGUGACAGACCGGGUUCUCCUGACUCCCAUGAUCUGACCAUUAGGUCUUUUUAAACAAAUACUGCCCAGCUUUGCAGAAUAGUUUGAUGUGUUCUCCUACUAUGUACAUGCUGGCAUCCCUGGCAUGUUUUGGAAUGUUAGAGUGAGGGGAUUUUGGCGUGUUUGUAGUUUUCAUUUUAGCUGUUCCAAGUUUAUACCCAUUCUCUCACCAACUGACUGAUCCGUGUAUAGUUUUUGAGGAAUCGAUUCCAUCUGUGACUGAAAGGGAUGCAGGUGUUGCCAUCAGCUAAGGAAAACAGCUCACAGUAGACUUUGGGAAAACUGGUGAGUUGUUUUCCCGUAUGGAGCUUACUAAUAGGAAGAGUCCUGCUAUUCUUUACAAUACAUGUUGCUCCGCUCCUCAUACUGUUUAUCUGGCAUUAAUCUGUCACAUAGUAGCUAAAUACUACAAGCAAGUCACAUAUUGGUUAUAAGUUUAAGGCAGCUGCUAGACUGUUGCUUCUAAACCAGUUGUUGGCCAACAAAGCAGUUUCUGCAUGGUGGUACUAUUAAUCCAAGGCUUACAAGUAUGAGAUGUUCUGUUUUAAAAGAGCCGAGAGGCAGGUUUGUUAGUGUGUUAUGCUGGUCUCUGCUGCUGCAAGGUCAUUUCCUUAACUGCUUUAGCAGCUGCCUAAGAUAAAGGGGCAGGUGUGGGGCCCUCCCAGGCGAGGUGGGGAGUGACUUCCUUGCUGCAGUGGCUGAGCAGGCUGUUCUCCUGCAGUCUUGACGUGCCCCCUUUGAUGCUUCUGGUGUCUGUCUUUUAAUUAGACUGAUCCCAGAGAAUGGCUUUGGAGCUGGAUUAAAUGUCUGGUUUUGCAGGAGCUCUGUGGCUGGAUGUCUCUUACCCCUCCCAUGCUCUGUCAGCAAAGCAGUCUGCUUGUUUCCCAGCCUGCUUCUGAUGAAAUCAGCCUGCUUUAUUUAAACCAGCUAUUUAAAUUGCUUACAUUAAGGUGACUGAUUUUGACUAAAGUGGAUUCAGGAUUGUUCAGGAGAGUGGUGGGGGCUCUGGCAGAAGUGCUGUCUUAAAUUUCUGCCUCUGUUUGCAAAGCAACCACCUCUGUACAAUCUUAACUGCUAGUAAGACCUGUGGAUGGAAGCAACUGGCCCAGUAUGUCUGUCUGGGGAUUUUCUUCUCCUUUUUGCACCAUGGUGGUUGGCAGUGGUGUUGUGAGCCUGCUCAGACACAUUCUAAGCUUUGUAUUCUCCAGCUGAGCCUGUCCAAAAAUAUUUAAAGGCUCUGCACCCACUUUCAGGCUUUGUUUAUGGUGCCUUGAGAAUCAGUGGAGAGGAUUCCCCAGGACAUGUGAGGACUUGUUAGGUGGCUGGACUGUGAGUUUCUGCUCUGAAGAUCUGCACAGGCAUUGUGUAGAUGGUGACCGUUGAUUUUUGUGUUUGGCGUUUAGCCCAUGUUAAAAUCACAAUGCUUCCAGUGCCCUUGGGUCCUAAAUACAUGAAGGAAUUGUGCCGUAGUGCUUGCACUCUGUGCUUAAAAAUAGCAGGGAAAGGUUGUGGUCUGUUACAGUUCUAUGUUUGCACCCUCCAACUUGAAAGAGCAAUGAGCCAUCUCACACAGUUCUGAGAGCUCUGCACAAGGUGUUUUUGCAUAAUGGCCAUCAUGGUGAGCCUCGUUCCAAUUCGUGCAAUAAAAAUACCAAGCUUUCUACACUGAAGGGAAAUACUUUGUGAAAUUUUUGAAAGGUCAUAUAAAAUUGUAAAGAAUCAGGAUGCUGGUGGUGCCUUUAAGAAGGAGACUCAUCUUUGGUUUAGUCUACUACUUCUGUAAACCUAGGCAGUUCUGUGGAUAUUAAAUGUUGUGCUAUUCAGAACUGUCUAUCACUUUGAGACUUUAAGUGACUUAAUGAUUAUUAAAUAAGGAUGAUAAUACAGUAAUUUUAUAAAUAUAAACAUUUUAUACAGUUUUGUUGCCAGCGUUGCCUUGAAUUUCCCCUUAAAUAAUUUUGAAAUACUUAAAUAUUUUUCCAUUCUAAACCUGUGGUCUUUUUUAAUGUAUUAUGCUUUUUUUUUGUCUUAAGAGCUUUCUAAAGUAUUUUGUAAUCAUUUUUUAAAAAUAAAAUAAAAUACUACUAAAUAACUUAAA
This is a messenger RNA of Columba livia (rock pigeon), 5185 nucleotides long. RefSeq names its product CKLF like MARVEL transmembrane domain containing 6 (gene CMTM6). Gene Ontology annotation, cellular component: membrane. The record is from RefSeq and is a predicted model, not a curated record. Bases 145 to 693 code for a protein of 182 amino acids. NCBI's taxonomy places the organism in Eukaryota, Metazoa, Chordata, Aves, Columbiformes, Columbidae. The transcript has 4 exons.